AUCAGGUUCAAGAUGAUGAAGUCAUAUGUAUUAGGGUGUUUAAGUGAGCUCGUCGAGAGCUUCCUGCUCCAAAACCACUGUUAUGUGCUGGUGUUCUUAACAGUCCUGCUUUCGACCCGGUAUAUCCUGGGGACGAACACCAACCUGCCGCCGGGCCCGUGGGGGAUUCCGGUCCUGGGCUACCUCCCCUUCCUCACUAAGGAUAUACACGUCUUCAUGAUGAACCUGUCCAAGAAGUUCGGCUCCAUCUACAGACUCAACUUCGGCAACAAGCUGCUGGUGAUCCUGACCGACCCGAAGGUGAUCCGCGAGGCCUUCCGCAGGGAAGAGUUCACGGCGAGGCCCUCCAACGCGCUCUACGACAUCUUCGACGGAUACGGUCUGGUCAACACCUCCGGCGACAUCUGGCGGAACCAGCGGAGGUUCCUGCACGAGAGGCUCCGUGACCUGGGCAUCAAGACCACCGGCGCCGGACGCCUGCGCAUGGAGGAGCGAAUCCGGAGCGAGGUCAUCAGCCUCCUGAGGUGCCUGUCGGCGGGCAAGAACAAGUUCAUGUCGGUCGACGAGCUCUUCACCAACGCCUCCACCAACGUCAUCUGCACGAUGCUCAUGUCCAUUCGCUUCCGGCCCAACAACCCGAGCUUCCUUCGCUUCAUGGAGCUUCACGACGAGGGCUUCAAGCUGUUCCUCAAGUGCGACAUCGCCAACUACAUCCCGGCGCUGAAGUACGUGCCCUCCAUCACCGAGAACUUCCAGAAGCUGAUCCGGAGCCGCGACGAGACGUGCGAGAUGAUCCGCGACAUCAUCAAGCAGCGGCGGGAGAUCUUCGACCCGGAGAACAUCAGGGACAUCCUGGACUCGUACCUCCUGGAGGAGCACAACGCCAAGCUCGAGGGGAGGGUCCUCUACGAGGGAAAGGAGUUCGAUCGCCAGCUCGUGCAGGUCCUGGUCGACAUGUUCAGCGCCGGCGAGGAGACCGUGAAGACGUGCCUGCUGUGGUCGCUGGUGUAUCUGCUGCACAACCCCGAAGUGAUGCGGAAGGUCCAGGACGAGCUGGACGCCGUCGUGGGGCGCUCCCGCAUGCCGUCCCUCGAGGACCAGCCUCAUCUGCCCUACACGGAGGCCACCAUCUGCGAGGUCCUCCGCCGGUCCUCGGUCGUGCCCCUCGGGACGUCCCACGCGACCAGCAAGGACACCGUCCUGGGAGGCUACAACAUCCCCAAGGGCGCUACCAUCAUCCCGCUGCUGUACUCCUGCCACAUGGACCCCAACCUGUGGGACGAGCCCGAGAAGUUCGAGCCGACUCGCUUCCUGGACGAGGAAGGGCGCGUCAGGAAGCCGGAGCAGUUCAUCCCCUUCGGCGUCGGGCGGCGGAUGUGCCUGGGCCACGUCCUCGCCCGCUCCGAAAUGUUCCUGUUCUUCACCUCUAUCCUCCAGAACUUCACGCUCGGGUACCCCGAGGGCGAGCCUCUCCCCAGCUUGAAGGGCGACCUCGGCGUCACAUACACGCCGCAGCCGUUCAAGCUGCUGUUCAUCCCCCGCGAAGGCUCCAAGUUCGGCGAGAUCGAGAGGCAGUCGAGCGAAUUCAGAACGAUGGGCCUGUAAGCCCUCCUCUGACGCGGCAUUUCUGGUGCGCCGCCCGCGAGCGCAUCUGAAUCGUCUUACAAAAGUUCCUGUGCAUGGGCUUCAAGUCCUCUCCCGCCCAGCGCCGCCUCCCUCCCCGUGGGCGGAGACCUCUUCGUCACAGGGGAGGGCGUCGGGCGUCGCAGCACGGCCGAAGGCGCUGAGAGAGGCACAGCGGGAGGCGUGGUGGGCUCGGCCCCUCCCCUCCCCGGGACCAGGAAGUUCCACCAAAGACACUCGCAGGUCCUUUUGGGGUCCGGCAACUCAUCUGUGAUAUGUUGAUUAGUUUAGAAUUAUCUGUAAUGUAUUUAAGCUACAGUUGGUGACCGUGUCCUCGCUCGCGCGGACUCGCUGUGUCCGGACUCUCAGAUCUGAUCGAUGUUCCUUUUGAAGCGAGACGAGGAAACGUUCACCAAGUCGCAUUACGUUAGGUCGGGCCGCGGGAGCCUAGUCAGCUCGCGGCCGCGACGCUUCGGCCACGAUGUACAAAAGGAGCACAAACUGUGUAUAAACUAAGACGGAAAAGGCAAAAGAGACGGUCACGUAGUUGCAAAACUGUAAGUUUUGAGUAUGUCUCUUCUAGGGAGAAUGAAAACCAUUUUAUUAUUUUAUGAAAUACCUGUUCAUGCUCAAUACUGUGCUCAAAUAAUUUAUAAGUGUAUAAGAAUGUUGUUACAAGACAAACGCGUGAGGCAGACAAUAAAAUGUUGAAUAAUA
Messenger RNA from Penaeus vannamei (Pacific white shrimp), 2340 nucleotides. RefSeq names its product Cytochrome P450 18a1 (gene Cyp18a1). Gene Ontology annotation, molecular function: heme binding; iron ion binding; oxidoreductase activity, acting on paired donors, with incorporation or reduction of molecular oxygen, reduced flavin or flavoprotein as one donor, and incorporation of one atom of oxygen. Gene Ontology annotation, biological process: xenobiotic metabolic process. Gene Ontology annotation, cellular component: intracellular membrane-bounded organelle; cytoplasm. NCBI's taxonomy places the organism in Eukaryota, Metazoa, Arthropoda, Malacostraca, Decapoda, Penaeidae. The record is from RefSeq and is a predicted model, not a curated record.